AUGCCUCAAAACUUCUUUGUCCGCGUGCUAAGCGCCGCAGUUGUCGGCCUUGCUCUCGGGGCGACUCCCGCGCAAUGCGGUGAGACGGACGACCUCUUCCUGGAACUGGAUGUCAACCAAGUCGCCAACGGCACCGCAGGCUCGUGGAUUCGCGCCCCAUGGGGGAAGUCGAACUGCUCGAAGGACGCCCGGGGCUACCGGCUGGCCACCCCGGAGCUCUUCGCCCAGGUCGCCGCGCGCUACAAUGGCACGAGCACGGCCGACGAGCACGCGGAGCUGGUGGAGCUCAUCGGCAGCGUGCUGACCGAAGACCUGGCCACCCUCGCCGCGCGGGAGACCUACUCCACCAGCUGCAGUGGGAACUACCUGGCCCUGCGGUCGGACUGCGACACGGUGCUGACGUUCAUGAGCGAGGCUCAGAGCUAUACCGGAAACAUGCGCCAGCUCUCCUCGUCCGGCGACUGCUUCUUCCGCGUCGGACCCCCCGGCAGCGCCCCCGGGGUGACCUGGUACCAGGCCCAUGCGGUCGGCAAGCUCAUCUUCAAUGACUGCCAGCGCACGAAGCCGUGCUGCUCGAACUACUAUGUGUCCGGGUACUCGCCGAAGAAUAGCGGGCACAAGAAGCUGUGCUUGAGUUCGAAGUCGACGGGUUGUUCUUGAGGUAUCACUCAUUAUAUGUAUUCAAGGGGAUUCAUGUGAAGGAGCUGUGGUUGGUGGAUCUG
This is a messenger RNA of Aspergillus aculeatinus CBS 121060, 722 nucleotides long. RefSeq lists its product as uncharacterized. The record is from RefSeq and is a predicted model, not a curated record. The transcript is spliced from 2 exons. NCBI's taxonomy places the organism in Eukaryota, Fungi, Ascomycota, Eurotiomycetes, Eurotiales, Aspergillaceae. Bases 1 to 660 code for a protein of 219 amino acids.